AUGGCAGCAGCUCUUGCCAUGCUAGACGAAAUCCACGAACCGCUGCCGAAGCAUACGGACGACACCAAUACCUACGUACUUGGGAGUAUCAAGCAACAUAAUGUUGUUAUUGCGUGUUUACCGGACGGCCAGUAUGGGACGAAUAAUGCAGCAAUAGUCACGACGAACAUGAUGCGAACCUACCGAAAAAUCUGCGCUUGUUUGAUGGUCGGAAUCGGCGGUGGCGUACCGAGUAUGGCUGAUGUGCGUUUGGGCGAUGUCGUUGUCGGAACAAGGGUGAUGCAAUAUGAUCUUGGGAAAAUCGUCAUAGGCGGACAGCUGCAGCGGACAGCAGUACCCAAGCUCCCUCACCCGUUAGUCGGAACGGUUGUGUCCGCCCUGCGUUCGAAGCAUGAACUGAGCCCCAGUCGACUUUCAUCUAUCCUACAGCAGAAACUAGGGGCCCAACCCAAAUAUAGUCGCCCAAACUUGCCGGAUCGCCUUUUCCACGCGACGUACGAUCACGAGUCUCUAGCUCCUAGCUGUGACGGUUGUGACCAGUCAAAGCUCGUGGCACGAAGCAGCCGACGGCCAGACGAGAUAAUGAUUCAUUACGGCGCAAUUGCUUCAGGCAACCAAGUCAUGAAAAGCGGUACGGCUCGGGACGACAUAGCUCGACAACUAGAUGUCAUAUGCUUCGAAAUGGAAACUGCGGGCCUGAUUGAUAUCCUUCCCUGUCUCCCAAUUCGGGGAAUCUGUGACUACUCAGAUUCUCACAAAAAUAAGGAAUGGCAGAAAUAUGCCGCAGCCACUGCGGCCGCAUACGGCAGGGAAUUUCUCGAGGAGCUACAUGUGACUGAAGCACAUGCAAGGGUUCGCCUCACGCAUGACCCGAUUGAUUACUGUCUCUUAAACCAACGGCGGCAACGCAUAUUAGAAUCCCUCAAGUUCGAGCAGAUGGAUUCUCGCAAAAUGAAUAUCAAAUCUAUCCGUGAUGAGACGUGUCGAUGGUUCCCUAGCCAUCCCUGCUACAAAGAAUGGCUCGAUCCCGCUGCAUUAACACAGCAUCAUGGGUUUUUGUGGGUCAAUGGUAAACCCGGUGCGGGUAAGUCAACAAUCAUGAAGUUUGCAUAUGAGCGUAUGAGGAGAAAAGCCCGUUCUAAGAACGCCGUCACGGCUUCUUUCUUCUUUAAUGCCCGAGGGGAUUACCUAGAAAAGUCGAUCGUCGGAAUGUAUCGGUCAUCGCUGCUUCAGCUUCUUGAAGGAUACCCGGACCUCCAGACGGUCUUGGAUGAUUCUGAACUUGUUCCCCAGAGCCUAAAUAGCUGCCCUCCCUUGAGUAGUCUGAAAGACCUGUUUUAUAACUCAGUUUCUGCACUCGGUCAUCGUGAACUUACUUGCUUCGUGGAUGCUCUUGACGAAUGUGAUGAACAACAGGUUGUCGAUAUGGUCCAGUAUUUCGAGAAUCUGACGGAACGAUGUUCAGCUACGGGCGUUCCCUUCCGAAUAUGUUUCUCUAGUCGGCAUUAUCCCUACAUCGUCAUUCGACGGGGGAUUAGACUGACACUAGAGGAUCAGUCUGGUCAUGCAGGAGACUUGGCAACAUACGCUACCAGCCAUCUCCGAAUCGGUGACCCAGCACUUGCCGAAGAGCUAUUAUCCCGGCUUCUUGCUAAAUCUGCCGGUGUUUUCAUGUGGGUUGUCCUAGUUGUCGAUAUCCUAAACAAGGAGUAUCGACGCGGUGGGAUGUUUCUCAGGAGGAGACUCGCUGAAAUACCAAGUGAUUUAAGUGAAUUGUUCAAGGCCAUCUUGAGACGCGAUAAGGAGGAUAUUGAAGCUCUCCUGCUUUGCAUCCUCUGGAUUCUCUACGCAAACCGCCCACUACAACCAAAAGAAUUUUAUCACGCCCUCUGGUCCGGUUUAGCACUCAAUAGUCUUGUCGAUAACCAAAUUCCAGAUGUCACUAUCCCAGAUUCCACACACGAUUUGAACCAGUUCGACAGAUAUGUCAUCCACUCCUCAAAGGGACUGGCUGAAGUUACAAAAUCCAAGCACCCGACCGUGCAGUUUAUCCAUGAGUCUGUCCGAGACUUCCUCAUCAAAGACAAUGGCCUGUAUGAAUUAUGGCCUGAACUUGGGUUGGACUGUGAGCGAGCAGGCCACGAGAAGCUCAAACAGUGUUGCUCACUCUACAUGAAUCAUACAUUGGUGUGUGCAUCUGUUAGCAAGCUUCUGUCAGAGCCUAACUCGAACGGGCCGAUGGAAAUCUUAAAGAAGCUCCCUUUACUGCAGUAUGCCAAUCAAUAUAUUCUUUACCAUGCCAACAUUGCCGCACAGCUCUUUCCUCCCAACGAGUUCUUAUCUUCUUUUCCACUUUCCACUUGGAUCGAGAUCCGCAAUACUUUCGAGAAAUUUAAGGCUCGGAGAUAUACUCAAGGUGCAAGCCUGAUAUAUAUUCUCGCGGAAAACGGAUACUCUGAUCUCAUCCGCAUAAGACUCAAAGAGGAGCCGCAAAGCUAUGUGCCUACGGAGAGAUACAAAUACCCUCUCUUUGCUGCUUUAGCAAACGGUAGGAAAGAGGCCGUUGCUGCUCUUCUGAACUUACCUACGUAUAUAUACGAGGGGGUAGACGUUACAGAGGGUCUGAAGAGCAGGAAAGACUUGAAGGCAUAUGAGAAUCGAACCCCGCUGUCUUGGGCUGCUCAAGAAGGGCGCGGCGUUGUUAUCAAGCUCCUCCUUAACAACGAUACAGACAUUAACGAGGUGGAUAGGACGGGGCUAACACCACUGCUACGGGCUUUACAGUGUGGCCACGAGGCUGUGGCAAGGCUUCUUAUUGAAAACGGAGCUGAGGUCAAUGCCAGUAUAAAGAUGGGACACGCCGUUGCUACGGGCUUUACAAGGUGGCCACGAGGCAGUGAUGGAAACACACCAUUGCUACGUGCUUUACAGUGUGGCCAUGAGGCAGUAGCAAGGCUUCUUAUUGAAACUGGAGCUGAGGUCAAUGCCAGUAACCUAUCUGGAAACACACCGCUGGCCUGGGCUUCACGGAGCGGCCACGAGGAAGUGGCAAGGCUUCUUAUUAAAAACGGAGCUGAGGUCAAUGCUAGUAACCUAUUUGGAUACACACCGCUGGUCUGGGCUUCAGAGAAUGGCCACGAGGCAGUGGCAAGGCUUCUUAUCGAAAAUGGAGCUGAGGUUAAUGCUAGUAAUAAAGAUGGAAACACACCGUUGCUACAUGCUUUACAGUGUGGCCAUGAGGCAGUAGCAAGGCUUCUUAUCGAAAAUGGAGCUGAGGUUAAUGCUGGUAACCUAUUUGGAAACACACCGUUGCUACUUGCUUUACAGUGUGGCCACGAGGCUGUGGCAAGACUUCUUAUCGAAAAUGGAGCUGAGGUCAAUGCCAGUAACCUAUCUGGAAACACACCGCUGGCCUGGGCUUCACGGAGCGGCCACGAGGAAGUGGCAAGGCUUCUAAUUAAAAACGGAGCUGAGGUUAAUGCUAGUAACCUAUUUGGAUACACACCGCUGGCCUGGGCUUCAGAGAAUGGCCACGAGGCUGUGGCAAGCCUUCUUAUUGAAAACAGAGCUGAGGUCAAUGCCAGUAACCCAUUUGGAUACACACCGCUGGCCUGGGCUUCAGAGAACGGCCACGAGGCUGUGGCAAGGCUUCUUAUUGAUGAGGUCAAUGCCAGUGAUACAGAUGGAGAUACGCCGUUGCUACGGGCUUUACAGUGUGGCCAUGAGGUAGUAGCAAGACUUCUUAUCGAAAACGGAGCUGAGGUCAAUGCCAGUGAUAAAGAUGGAGACACGCCGUUACUAUGGGCUUCAAAGAAUGGCCACGAGGCUGUGGCAAGGCUUCUUAUCGACAACGGAGCUAAGGUCAAUGCCAGUGAUAAAGCUGGAUACACACCGCUGCUACGGGCUUCAGAGAACGGCCACGAGGCAGUGGCAAGGCUUCUUAUCGAAAACGGAGCUGAGGUUUAA
This is a messenger RNA of Aspergillus tanneri, 3966 nucleotides long. RefSeq lists its product as uncharacterized. Bases 1 to 3966 code for a protein of 1321 amino acids. The record is from RefSeq and is a predicted model, not a curated record. Gene Ontology annotation, molecular function: protein binding; catalytic activity; transcription cis-regulatory region binding. The transcript has 3 exons. Gene Ontology annotation, biological process: positive regulation of transcription by RNA polymerase II; nucleoside metabolic process. Gene Ontology annotation, cellular component: nucleus. NCBI's taxonomy places the organism in Eukaryota, Fungi, Ascomycota, Eurotiomycetes, Eurotiales, Aspergillaceae.